AAGCAUCGCGUCAGCACUCUCUCUCGCAACAGCAAUUUAAAUCAAUUUAUCCGAAACCCGCGCUGUCGGACGCGGGGGCCCCUACGUUGUGGCGCACUUUGGCCGGGUCUGUAGUUCCGUGCCGUCGUCGCAAAGUUCCGCACUGGAAUAUUAUGGAGUGUGUCGUCCGGGUGUUAUUUUUCCUGGUGGCGGUGAUAUUUUUCGGUCAGUUGGCCACCGGCGUGAAGAAUAUCCUCUACAUCAGCAGUGUCGCAUCGCCGAGCCAUUUCCUCUGGAGCCAGCGGCUGUUUGAACGUUUGGCGGAGCGGGGGCAUAACGUGACGGUGGUGAAUUUGUACAAGCAUGGAUUUGUUAGAGGAGUACAGCUGGUUAAGCUGGAAGGGAUUGUUGAGGAAUUGGCGGCGGAAGAAGAGGACUACGUUGAGUUAGGACAGAUGAAUCCGUUUGUGGUGCACGUUGCGUUCUUUGAUCUGGAACUUUACGUAUGUCAACGGGCUGUUAAAAGUGCUGGAUUCCGAAGUAUGUUGGAUUACCCGAAGGACUUUCGAUUUGAUCUGGUGAUACACGAUCAUCUGGCCGGACCAUGCCUUCUAAUACUGUUGAGUACUUUUGGUUAUCCACCGUUGAUCUAUGCAUCGGCUUAUAAUCGACAAUCUACGCUGACGACGUCUCUUGGAACCGUAGUAUUCCCGGAAUUCGUACCGAAUCAAGUCUACGACGUGCAAUAUCCGAUGACGUUCUACCAAAAGACCGUAAAUCGCCUGCUUUACUUCUGGGAAUACUUCUUCAAAGCUUAUAUCUAUUAUCCAAAGCUGGAUAGCCUAAUUCAGCAGGAACUGAACCAAACUGAAUCAGUGACGUCUCUGGAGAAGCGAUCUCUUUUGGCUAUUCUGAACUCAAACCAGAUAUUGGAUCUACCGGAACCAGUAUCUCCCAACAUAGUCCAAGUAGGAGGUCUCCAUAUAAAACGUCAAAAAUCUCUACCAAGUAACUUACUCCAAAUCCUGGAUCAACGCAACAAGAUAGUCCUCUUCUCACUUGGAUCCAACGUAAGAAGUGAUCAGUUGGAUCCCCAAAUCCUGAACAAACUCAUUGAAGCUAUGACUGCCGUUCCAACGAUAACCUUCCUGUGGAAGCUUGAAUCCGACCUACCGCAGAAGCUUCCACCAAACGUGAUCACUUCUCCAUGGUUCCCGCAGAGUGAGCUGCUCGCUCAUCCCAAGCUCAGUUUGUUCAUAACCCACGGAGGACUACUCAGCGUUCAGGAGGCCGUCUGGCAUGGAGUUCCCAUGCUCGGGAUGCCAAUCUACGGCGAUCAGUUCGGAAACGCGAAUCAGCUGAUCAACAAGGGAGUCGCCAAGAGGUUGUCCUUGGUCGAUGCUACCAGCGAACAAUUGGUGGAGGCCAUUCAGGAAAUCACGACAAAUGCCAGCUACCGGAACAAUGCAAAUCGACUGUCUAGAAUGUUCCGUGACCGGCGAGAGUCCCCGCUGGAGACGGCAAUUUGGACCAUCGAAUGGGUACUAAGAAAUGCUAAUGACAGUCACGUGUGGAACCACAUGCCGAGCAAUUCCGGCUUCCUGGAACGAUAUUCACUGGAUGUCCUGCUGGUAUCCUUCGCCGGACUAAUGGCAACGGGAUUCACCGCAUUGUUAAUGCUACUUAAAGUGCUUACAUGCACAUCUAGUAAAAGCAAGAAAAAGCUUGAUUAAAUCCCCCUUAUCAAAACA
Molecule: messenger RNA, 1730 nt
Organism: Culex quinquefasciatus (southern house mosquito)
Lineage: Eukaryota; Metazoa; Arthropoda; Insecta; Diptera; Culicidae
Product: UDP-glucuronosyltransferase 2B15
Exons: 3
Coding region: 153-1712 (519 amino acids)
Molecular function (GO): UDP-glycosyltransferase activity
Source: RefSeq, a predicted model, not a curated record